AUGGAGGUGAAACGUAGAAACGCCCCUCGCCAAAAACUCCCCGAUUUUUCGUUCGGCUUCGCCCCGCGGGAAUCCUCGUCGCCCCAAACCCCCAAAAAACCCGCCGAUUCUGGCAAUUCCAAAAAUCCCCCCGAUUUUCGAGAGGGUUCUGAAACGCCCUCGAAACCGCGGGAAUCAGCCCCGCGGGAAUCGCGUUCUCCGUUUUCGAUUCCCCGUCCGCGUUCAUUCAAGCGUUCCGACACACAUCCCGACAUGCAUCCCGACAUGCAUCCCGACACACAUCCCGACACACAUUCCGACAUACACGCAGACCUGCACUCGAACCUGCACCAAAACUCGCGUUCCGACAUGUCCCACAACAUGCGUGCCAACGCCCAUCCCGACACACAUCCCGACGCACACUCCCGCUCCUGGCUUCCUCGGUCGCGUCUCGGGCAAUCCCCUUCUUCUUCUUCGUCCUCGUCGGCGUCGGCGUCGGCGUACCGCAAUCCCUUCUACUGCUACUUCGAGCGGCAGCGGUCGUUCCGCACGCGCAGCGCGGCACUGGACCUGUACGCGGUGCUGGGCGUGGAUCGAGCGGCCUCCGAGAGGGACAUUCGACAGGCGUACAAGCGACUGGCGCUGCGAUUGCAUCCGGAUAAGAGCAGGGAGGAGGACGCAGAGGAACGGUUUGUGGCGGUGAAAUUGGCGUAUGAGACGCUGAGCGAUCCGGAGAGAAGGAGGAAGUAUGACUUGAGUUUCGCUUUUUGA
Blastocystis hominis is the source of this 750-nucleotide messenger RNA. RefSeq lists its product as hypothetical. Gene Ontology annotation, biological process: protein refolding. Lineage: Eukaryota; Bigyra; Opalinata; Blastocystidae. Gene Ontology annotation, cellular component: cytoplasm. The transcript has 3 exons. Bases 1 to 750 code for a protein of 249 amino acids. The record is from RefSeq and is a predicted model, not a curated record.